AUGCUCAUUACUGAGCGGUGUUGCAGUGGGAAGGCUAGGCGUCUCGUGCAGAGUCGUCUCCGGUAUGCGUCACGACAUGGACACCUCGACACCCCAUUUCCCAAGAAGAUCAAAGGCAUCGCUGCCACUAUUGUCGCGCAUGCACAGAAGCCAUUCGGCAUCGUCGUGUAUCCCGAGACGACCGACCCAGAUUGCCCAGAGCUCGGCCUCUACACGCAGCCGUACAAGCUUGCUAUCCCCCCGCAGUACUCCAUUCCUUACACGGAGUUUGACGAGAUAUUCACAGAUAUCGAUGGUGUCUUGGACGAUCUCAUGCGUAGUCUGAACACGCAGCAGUUGAGUUUGUUGGAGCUCAGUGGGCGCGAGCGACACGAACAAUUCAAUGCGAUUGGGGGCAAGGGUUUGGCCGAGAAGCUACGAGAGGAGAUAGCUUUACGAGUGGCGAGCUGGGAUAAUGGUGCACCAACGGAGAUAUCAACGCAGACUGCUGUUGCGCAGCUUGCGGGAGUUCAGUGGGCGGCCAGAAUAAUCUGCUGCCUUACCCUGGAGUUACAGCUG
Rhodofomes roseus is the source of this 558-nucleotide messenger RNA. RefSeq lists its product as uncharacterized. NCBI's taxonomy places the organism in Eukaryota, Fungi, Basidiomycota, Agaricomycetes, Polyporales, Fomitopsidaceae. The annotation marks the transcript as partial. The record is from RefSeq and is a predicted model, not a curated record. The transcript has a single exon.